Aspergillus pseudotamarii is the source of this 2430-nucleotide messenger RNA. Its product is annotated as UV-endonuclease UVE-1. The record is from RefSeq and is a predicted model, not a curated record. The transcript has 2 exons. Gene Ontology annotation, molecular function: endonuclease activity. Gene Ontology annotation, cellular component: mitochondrion; nucleus. Gene Ontology annotation, biological process: mitochondrial DNA repair; nucleotide-excision repair; response to UV. Bases 115 to 2268 code for a protein of 717 amino acids. NCBI's taxonomy places the organism in Eukaryota, Fungi, Ascomycota, Eurotiomycetes, Eurotiales, Aspergillaceae.
CAUAUCCUCGCCAUUAGGUCUUUGCUUUCUCUCUGGAGGAUCAUGGUACUAACGCGGCGCGACAGACCUCACACUUCACUACUUUCCCCUAUCUAAUAAACAGCGCAUUGCUGAAUGUUUUUGCGGUCUUUCCACCACCAGCAGAGGACUUUUGCUCGUGCGCUUUCCUGUCAUCAUGCCGCGCGUUUCCAUGACGUCGAGGAAUUUGGUGCGCGCUCCCGCCAGGUUCGCCACUCUCCUGCUUGGUGGAUAACUCAUCCGCUUCCUGUGGCAAGCUCAAUCUCUUUCCUUGCUCUAGUCCAUACCUCCUGUCGCUCUCAGUACUAUUCCCGCGUUGACCGUCUGUUACAUUCUUCCCCUCGGAGAUUACAGAAGCUUGCAACGACAUCAGUCAUUACGCCCUUGCAUUCCCGGCGCAUAGUAGGAGGUCCGCGUGGCAUAGUGGGUACAUCGCAGGCCACGAACAUGCCUGUAGACGUGAAAUAUGAGACUGGGGACAGCGUGAACUCGCCGAGUGAGGAAAAUGCAGUGCUGGCACAGACGCGUACAUCGGAAUUACCGCAAGAUGUUCCGCCAGAUCCUGAAUCGGAUGAGGAUAUACCUGUUCAGGCCGAGGAGCUCCAAGAGGCUCUAUCGAGGCCCCCGCCUGUCAACAGUAGUUAUCUGCCCCUCCCUUGGAAGGGCAGAUUAGGAUAUGCAUGUCUGAAUACAUAUCUCCGAUACUCGAACCCUCCUGUUUUCUGUUCCCGAACUUGCCGCAUCGCAUCGAUUUUGGAGAACCGCCACCCGCUUUUAGACCCCUCUCAACCUGCCCAUCCGACGAAGAACCGCCCGGACCGGAGCCAGAAACCUGAUAUUGCACGGGGUCAAGCCUUCGUUGAAGCAUUGGGACUCGCCAAUGCGCGGGAUUUACUAAAGAUCCUGCGUUGGAAUGACCGCUAUGGAAUCAAGUUCAUGCGACUGAGUAGUGAGAUGUUCCCGUUUGCUAGCCACAAGGAGUAUGGAUACAGAUUAGCUCCUUUUGCAUCCGAAGUUCUCGCAGACGCAGGACGGGUCAUUGCAGAGCUUGGCCAUAGGGUGAGCGUGCAUCCCGGGCAGUUCACUCAAUUAGGGUCUCCUAAGAAUGAGGUCGUAGAGAGUUCGAUACGAGAUCUAGAGUAUCACUCCGAAAUGCUGCAGCUGCUCCAGCUGCCUCCCCAACAAGAUAGGGAUGCGGUCAUGAUUCUCCACAUGGGCGGUGUGUUUGGUGAUAAGGAGGCCACGUUGAACCGGUUCCGGGAGAAUUACCAACCCCUAUCGCAAGAUAUCAAGAACCGACUUGUUUUAGAAAAUGAUGAUGUUAGCUGGUCGGUACAUGAUCUGUUGCCUAUAUGCGAAGAGUUGAAUAUACCGCUCGUGUUGGACUUCCACCACCACAACAUCAUUUUCGACUCAAGUCAAGUCCGUGAAGGGACCCAGGACAUCACGAAGCUCUUUGAUAGGAUUAAGGCUACUUGGACUAGGAAGGGUAUCACUCAGAAGAUGCACUAUUCGGAGCCGACACCUUCUGCCAUCACGAACCGUCAGCGGCGGAAGCAUAGCCACCGCGUAUCCACCUUGCCUCCAUGCGACCCCACAAUGGAUUUGAUGAUCGAAGCAAAAGAUAAAGAGCAGGCUGUGUUUGAACUGAUGAGAACAUUCAAGCUUCCCGGUCACGAGUUGUUCAACGAUAUGAUCCCACAUGUUCGUACGGACGAGAACAAACCGUUCAAGCCGCCUCGGAAGUCUACCAAAAAGAACGGGGGUUUUGUUGACCUUGAGGGUCAUGUUCCUCCUGCCCCAACUGUCUCUGAGGAAGUGGUGGGCAUGGGAGGUCCGGAGAGAAGAGUUUAUUGGCCUCCCACAAUGGAGGAAUGGCUUCGGCCCAAGAAAGUCAUUCGUACUAAAGCCAUCCAGAGCCCCCGACGAUCUCGGCAAAUGAAGAAGACCGAUAGUGUUGUAGAGGACUCAUUGGAGCAAGAUGGUGAGGUGGCCAGUACCGCCUUGACUACACCUGCCUCGACGCCCGCGUCCAAAACCUCCCAGCGCAUUCAGCGUACCUCUAGCGUGAAGAAAAUGUCCAGUAGGAAACGCAAAGCUUCUACGCCAGCCAGCACGUCGCUUUCUGCUUCAUAUGAUGAUGAUGCUUCGCCCGAAACUCCCAAGCUCACGCGAUCCAAGAGCACUGGGGUCCGUCGAAGCCGUCGAGCGAAGCCAGUCAGUUACGCUGAAGACAGUGAAUCUCUGUAAUCAUAUUUCGAUCAAACGAUACUGCCUCUCGACACCACUCACCCAGUUAUGUAUCAAUGCUUUUCUUGGGGUCUCUCGGAUGGGCAAGAGCUUAGGGUUCAAAGGCGUUCCGAUUAUAGCUUUUAAUUAUUUUUUUUUUCUAUACAGCGCGCACGAACAUAG